AACCAGCCUUCCUUUCGUCACAAAGUGACAUAUGACGUACUAUGUGUGUGUCAUUUUGAUACGUACUAGGUUAUCAAGGCAGGCUUGUCAAGCCGAGUGUCGAUCGUGUCGUUAAAUCAUGACGUCCAUCAGCGAAGUCGAUGCGGUGCCUAAAUCGAAAAAGCCAUCGGAUAGCGCAUUUAAGCAGCAGCGGUUACCAGCCUGGCAACCAAUACUUACAGCUGGUACAGUUCUACCGACAUUCUUUGUAAUAGGAGUUGCAUUUAUACCAGUCGGUAUAGGACUGCUUUAUUUUUCUGACGAAGUCAAGGAACAUAUUAUAGAUUAUACUUACUGCAAUUCCACCAUUAUGGGAGAUGAUGGAUUGCCUAAGAAAUGCGUAGAUGUAAUUGCAGCAGCCCCGCCAAUGAACUGCACAUGCAAUAUACCUUUUGAGCUAACUUCGGAAUUUGCCGGCAAAGUUUAUAUGUAUUACGGCCUGACAAACUUCUACCAAAAUCAUCGUAGAUACGUAAAAUCUCGAGACGACAAUCAACUGCUGGGACAGUUGCACCCUACCGUCUCGAAUGACUGUGAACCAUUUGCCUAUGAGAAAGUGAACGACUCGAAACCAGUGGCCCCAUGUGGUGCUAUCGCAAAUUCGCUUUUUAGCGAUGAAUUGACACUAUGGUCUGCAAAACAUAAUAAUUAUGUACCGUUACUAAAAACUGGCAUAGCCUGGCCAUCUGAUAAAAAAAUCAAAUUCAGAAAUCCAAAGGGCAAUUUGAAGGAAGCGUUCAAGGACUUUGCCAAGCCUAAAAACUGGACUAAACACAUUUGGGAUUUGGAUCCCGAUAAUGAGGAAAACAACGGAUUUCAAAAUGAGGAUUUAAUUGUAUGGAUGAGAACUGCCGCGUUGCCCACUUUCAGAAAACUCUAUCGUAGGAUUGAUCAUAGUCAAGAUGGUUUUAAAAAGGGUCUAGUUUCAGGAAACUAUACUCUUAUGGUUCAAUAUUCGUUUUCAGUAUCCUCCUUUUAUGGAAAGAAAAAGAUGAUUUUAAGUACAACUUCACUUUUGGGAGGAAAGAACCCUUUCCUUGGUAUUGCUUACAUUGUUGUGGGGAGUUUGUGCUUAUUGCUCGGCGUAGCAUUACUUAUUAUACAUAUUAAAUGUUCUAAGAGCAAACUAAUGUAAAGACGACUACAAGAAAGUAUUCUUAGGGCACCCAUGUAUGUUCUUCACCACCGACAUGAUCAAUGUGACUCCAACUACGGAAUAUCAUCAUUAGGAACGAUUCGUUUACUUGAAAUGAACAUGAUUUCAUCGGUACGAAUAAGUUCAUCGAUUAUCAUAGGAUGAGUGAAUUUUUCUAACAACAUUAAUUUUCGUUUGUCAGACAUAAACGAAAAUACGGAUAAUACGGAACGAAAAUGCGGUAAAACAACAAACCAAUCAAAAAUUUUUCAUUUAAAGGAUAGUUAUCUUUUAAAAGUUUUAAAUCAAGUUUCAUUAUUGUUAUAUGUAUAACAUACAUAAUAGGAUUUUCAAAAUUGAAUUAUAUAUUUUUGAAAUUAUAUCACACUUGGAAUUGUACUGUAAACUUCAAAUAGACUAAUUAAUUAUUUGAAAGUUAAUUGACAAUCAAGUACCCGUCGCUGUCAAUAUUUAAUUAAAUUAUAAAUAUCCUAUUAUAUAUGGAAUACUAUAUAUUGGCAAGGUGAGCGAAAGUAUUAUACAAAUGAUGCUGAAACCAAAUGUUUAUUAAAAUGUUAUUCCAUUUGUAGAUAGUGAAUUUUUUUGUAAGAUAUUCUUUUAGAUUAAAAAACGCGCUUUGAUGCAUUUGUUGAUGCACUUAUCUUACAUUUCUGUUGGUCUAAAGUUAAACUUUCUAUUUUAAGUUUUAAAGUUAUAAAGAUGUAGAAAUUAAACGUAAAUUGAACACACUUCCUCGCAGUGGUUUCAUAUAAUACAACAGUCGCAAAGUUAUCUACUUUUGAAGUUUUAUUUACUUAAUUUUGACGAUACAAAAGCUUUAACGUGAUUUAUUUGACAUGUUAGCUUUAACGAAUUGCUUCAGUUGAGAAAAAUAAAUCUUCAAAACGAACAAAAUUCUCUUGAAACUGUUGUAUUUUAUGAAGGAAAUUAUUAGUGUUGUUACUUGAAAAUUAAUAUUUAUUGCGUAAAAUUACAAUUAUAGAUUCUACUUAUAUCUAUUGUAAUUUCUAGAUGUCUUGAAAGUAUGAGGUAUAUAGCAAAAGUAGAAUAUUAUAUUCUUGGAAAUUAAUUGCAUUAUAAAAAUGUAGAUAACGAUAUGUAUAUGUAUAUAUUUAUAUAUGUUUUCAGUAAUAUGUUUCUCUUAUAAAAUUUGAUUUAUAUUAAAAUGACUUAACUUGUUAUUAUUGAUCAGACACUAUACUGAUGUCCUAUGUACAAUGGUUCAUAAAAUUAUUCAAAUGGCGAUGCGUCUUCAAAUUAAAUGGCAGUGUUUGAAUAUUAAUUCUGAGUCAUUAUAUAUUUACGUAUUCAUUAAUUUUGACCUCUUUGCAGAGACAGUGUUGCCCUCAGAAUGUUUCUUCUGAGUGCAAUUUUGAUUUAUUGUGCCUUAACUAGAUAUGUAUGCAUAUUGAAUGACAUAACUGAAGGAUGUAUUGUACUUGCGAUUACUCUUGUAACAGCUUAGAAACGAAUUACUGACCGUGAGAUCAGAUUGCAAUGUAAAUCACUUGUAAAAUCAAUCUAGUCUAUUAUAAACACUAACAAGUGAAUAAAGAGAAAUGAUUAAAGAAUCAA
Wasmannia auropunctata (little fire ant) is the source of this 2770-nucleotide messenger RNA. RefSeq names its product cell cycle control protein 50A (gene CDC50). The coding region runs from base 119 to 1174 and encodes 351 amino acids. NCBI's taxonomy places the organism in Eukaryota, Metazoa, Arthropoda, Insecta, Hymenoptera, Formicidae. The transcript has 5 exons. The record is from RefSeq and is a predicted model, not a curated record. Gene Ontology annotation, cellular component: plasma membrane; endoplasmic reticulum; Golgi apparatus.